GAAAGAGGGCGGGUCUCGUUGUAGCUGAGCUAACUGUUGUCCUGUACUUCUGUAUCGUGCCUGGUAUCAAGCUGUGAAGAUACUGUAGCUCUGGAUUAUUAUCAAGAUAGAUGUCUGACUAUCUCACAAUAGCAGAUCUAGGAGAUCUAUACAUAGCUACGUUUGAUGCUCGAAUCAAGUGGAGAAACUUCUUGCUAGUUCUUAAAAUACCCUCGGAUAUCAUUGACAGAAUUGGGAAAGAUUGGAGCAACAAUCCUGAUGACUGCUAUCGUGAGGGUUUGAAAGAAUGGCUGAAGGGUGAAGAGAGAAGCUGGGAAGAUGUUGUCAAAGCUUUGUCAAGUCCCAUUGUGGGCCACAGUGACAUAGCCAAGACCAUCGAGAAAGAUCAUCUACAGUCUACUGAUGCAAGCAAUCCUACUGAUGUGAAGUCAGAGGUUGACGAAAAUCACCAGAAGAUCAACGAUGAUUUGACUGUUUUCCUAGACGAGCUACUAGGUAAAGGUGCAUUUGGAGCAGUCUUCAAAGGUAGCUACAAGGGCGAGAUUUGUGCAGUCAAACUUCUAAUUUACGAGGCUGUAGAAAUGCAGACAGGUUUCCCAACAGGAAAAAGUGAAGAAGCCAGCAAAGCAUUUGAUCGUGAGUGUGAGUAUCUCCAGUCACUCCAGCACCCAAACGUUGUUCUGUAUUUGUCGACUGCCAAGCAUCCCAAAUCAGGUGGUACAAUCCUCGUUGUUGAGCUGAUGGAUUGCAAUCUGAGAUCCUAUUUCUCUAGCCUUGAUGAACAGUCUCUCACUAGCAAAUGGGAAAUUAGCCUCUCCAAAGACAUGGCUUGUGGUCUGGCCUACAUUCACAGCAAGCAGAUUAUCCACCGUGACCUCUGUGGCGAUAACGUCUUGCUGAAGCUUACACGACCAGUGCCUGUCGCAAAGAUAUCCGACUUUGGCAUGUCACGGCUAUACGAUCCCUCCAAGUUUAGCCACACCCUCACAGCCAUUGGUCACCGUAUGGGGUAUCUACCUCUCGAGGCUAUUCGAUUGGGCAAGGAGAAUUACGAUAAUAGCGUCGAUGUUUUUUCCCUUGGGGUGAUUAUGGUACAGAUUGUUUGCAAGCUGAAGACGAUCAAAUCUGUGGAAGAUCGAUCAUUCCAUGUUGCCCAGAUACCUCACACACACAGGUUGAGGAAGCUUAUCGACAGUUGCUUGCAAGAAGACAUGAGGAGGAGACCAUCUGCCAGGGACAUCUAUGCUUCACUGACAAGUGACUCUGAUACAGUGGAGGCAACAAAGAGGGAGUCCAAGGACACUCAAGUAAAACAUCAAGUAUCUGAGAAAGACACUCAUUCACAAGCAUCUAUCGAUCGGCUUCAAGCUAAGCAAGUUUGUGGACUAGAAGAAGUGAUCACUCCUCAACAAGAACAGUUUGAAGUUCAACCCAGAGAAAUUGAUCAUCUAGUGAAGUCUCUACAGAUACAACCUCGGGAGAACACUCAACCAGAUAAUAAAUUGACUGCAGAUGUUGACCUUACAAGUGGCUCGGACACAGUGGAGGCAACAAAGAGGGAGUCAAAGGACACUCAACCAGUCAAGAAGGCAUACAGGGAACGGAUUGAGCACAAAGAUGCUGAGCUGGUCAGGAGAGACGCCAUCAUUCAACAUCAACAUACCAGUGAAUUGUCCUCUGUUACAGUAAUGGAAGAUGUGUGUAAGAAGACUGGAGUGAGGGACCAACAACUAGAUCAAGAAGUCCCUGAGAGUGACAUCAUUCUAAUCGCGGAGAAAUUUCCUCACCUGCUGAACGUGCACAAGGCUUUGAAUAUUAAUGAUCUACAACAUGUUUACGAGAAACUACAUGAAAGUGCCAGCCCUCACUGGUUCAAUCUGGGAUUGGCUCUAGGUAUAACUCAUCCUGUUCUCACCAAUAUCAAUAUCAAGUAUCGUGAAGAUAAUUGGUUGUGCUUUCGUGAAAUGUUGGCUGAGCUCCUGAGUACACAACAUGUAACAUGGAGUCUCCUGUCAGACGCUCUCAAAAAGCCCACUGUGGAUCUCAUCAAUUUGGCUGACAGCAUCACAGUGAAUCAAUCCACAACUCCUAACCUGCUGGAUCGACUCAACCUCACCCCAGCCGACCUCGGUGAUGUAACUAAUGUUACAAGUCGUUAUGGCAAUCAAGCUGGAGUGGCUCAUGCAUUGAGAGCGUGGCAAAGAGUGAAUCCUUCCAGAGCUACCUUCAGGGCCUUGGUGGAAAUUGCCAUAGGACUGAGAAGAGGAGACACUGCUACAGACAUUUGUAGAUUCAUUGUAGACAAUACGGACCGAAACUGAAACUGAUAAAUAAUGAACUGAUCUUUACUUUGAUGUUGUUUGUGUCUCUGUAAUUAUAAUGUGUGAGCUUUUUAUUGAUGCUGUUUUUUUCAUACAUUGUUGUGGUAGUCUGUGAAAA
Molecule: messenger RNA, 2439 nt
Organism: Halichondria panicea
Lineage: Eukaryota; Metazoa; Porifera; Demospongiae; Suberitida; Halichondriidae
Product: traf2 and NCK-interacting protein kinase-like
Exons: 8
Coding region: 111-2321 (736 amino acids)
Biological process (GO): signal transduction; protein phosphorylation
Molecular function (GO): protein binding; ATP binding; protein serine/threonine kinase activity
Source: RefSeq, a predicted model, not a curated record